CUGCCUUCCUUUCUCCUUCCCUCUCUUCUCUUCAUCCAUCACAGCAGCAGCAGUAGCAGCAGCAACUAUCCCCUUUUUCCUUCUGCCCCCAUCCUCGAGACCCAUCAACCUACACAUCUACACACCUACACACAUCCAUACCUACACACUUUCGUACUUACACACUUUCACACAUACAUUGACACUACCCUUCCUCAAGCCAUACCCUCGAAUCGCUACCCAUUGAGAUCCGCCUCCAUGUUUCUUCAGGCAGGGAACCCGCUCUUUGGGGCGCCUCCGCCUGCGUCGAACGAUAUACAGGAUCUUUUCAUGUGCGAGUCCUACUUUGACGAGUACACCACCACGGGAUCGACCCUCGAUGCCAAUGCCGCCGCCAACUUGCAGCAGCAGUUACAGCAGCAGCAACUCCUCCACCAGCUCACGCUGCAACAGCAGCAACAGCACCAGCAACAGCAGCAGCAACAUCGACAACAACAACAACAACAGCAACACACGGCGCCGUUCUCUUUUGAGCUCCAUCUCCAGUCAUUUCUCACCUCGAAUGCUGUACAGCAGCAACAGCUGCAGCAACAGCAACAACAACUGCAAGCCCAACAGGAACAACAACAACAGCUCCUCAAUUCUCAGACCCAAUUGGCAGCCUUUCGCUGGGCACUCGCCCAGGCCAGUGCCAAUACCAAUACCAAUAUUCUUACAACUGGUGCUGUCAAUUCUGGUCUUACCGCCAUUGCUGCCACAUCCCCCUCUGACUCUGGUGCAUUCUUUAGUUCGCCUGAUAUGAUGACCUCGGCACUUUCACCUGAGUCGGAUACAUUGAUGCUCCCUACCUCACCUGGAACAUUGUCCUCGGGCGAGGACGGUGUCAUGCUCUCUCCUUUGCUUCUGUCCACGUCAUCGGUAUCUGGCAGUGCUAUUAUACCUGCUGUUGCUGCCUUGCAAGGGUCCACCCCAAAGAUCAAGUCAGAGAAGGCCUCUACAAAAUCCGCGAAGCGCCAGUCCAUGGAUGAUGGCACUGAUGCCGAAGCCAAGACCUCAAUGCCGGCAGCUGCAAAGAGAUCUAAAAAGGCUGCCACGACCACCAAAGCCGGGAAUACAACAGCCCCAAAGAAGCCAAGGGCAAAGAAGAAUUCAAAGGCAGGAUCGGACCAGAGCGACAUGGAGAUGUCGGUCAGUUCCUCAGUGUCGGUCGCAUCUACAGCACCUUCGCCCCAGACAUUGGCAUUGCAGCUCCCCACGUCUCUUGCUGGCUCAACAACCCCGGGAAUGACAUCUGCUGACUUGUCUGCAACGUCCACACCGGACUUCUUCCAAUCGUUGCCACUCCUGCCAAUUACACCAACAUCUGGGAUCACGCAACCCGCCUCACCAGGGAUGAUUCCUUUUGGACAGCCUCUCUGGAAGAUGGUGCUCCCGCCAACAGUGCCUUUGACCCCUACUGGAUUCGACUCGACAUUUACUGGAACCAUAAUGCCCGGUCUUGAAAUGUCUCCAGCAGCGGCGGCGUCAGUUACGGCAGCAGUAUCCUCAACAGUGGUUCCGCAACAGCCUUCGGCAUCAUCGCAACCCGGACAGCCAUUGCAGCCAGGCCAACCCCAGUCUGUUCAGCAAAAGAUUCCUAUCACUCGCCUCAAGCCCCCUCAGGCGCUUGUAGCACCGACACCAGCACCUCUUAGCGCCCAGGGGCCUCAGCCGACAAAGCAGCAGAAGAAGGUCGCUCACAACGCCAUUGAGCGUCGAUACCGCAACAAUAUCAAUGAUCGCAUCAAUGAUCUGAAAAAUGUUGUCCCUGCACUCUGCAACAUCAAGACCAAGGAUGAAAAGGAUGAUGAUGACGAUGACGAGCCUCAGGAUGCAGACGGUGUGGCAAGAGCGACCAAGCUAAACAAGGCGACCAUAUUGAGAAAGGCAACGGAAUAUAUUAUCGUUCUACAGAAGCGGGAGAAUGCGACAAAGACAGAAAAUGCACUUCUACGCCGACUCUUGACUUCGCUCCCUGGAGGCAUUGAUCUGAUGGAACAGCAUCAGGCAGAACUCGCCAACUCCAGUGAAGAAUCUUCGCCAGCGCCCGAGUCUUCGUCUGAGGAUUCCAACGCAGAGCCUACCACACCGCCGCCAAUGUCGACUUCGUCUGCGGGAACGAGUCGUGUUCUGAUGGCUGUCUUUAUGUGCGCGACAUUUUUUAGUUCUCCGGAAGGCUCAGGAGUCAACAGAGUCAUUAUGGAUGACGGCCAGGGCGCUGGUCGCGCCAUGAGCUCUUCGUCACAAGUCAUCGGAAACACUCCUUCGAUUAGCAGCACUGUUGGCAUCAACGUCUGGGACCCACUUGGCGUUGUGGCGUGGGAUACUUGGGCGGCCCUUCGCGCAUUUUUGUUUAUGGGGUGUCUCCUGGCCCUGGUCUGGCCUUCGUACUCGCGUCGCGGCUCCUUCGCUCAGUCCAAGUUCCCAGUGAUGCCGAAGUCUUCGUCGCCUACCCAAGUCUACACGACGCUUUCUGGACUUGUACCUAAAGUCAUUCCGUCAUCCUAUUUCAGACUCUUCUUCGCGCUGUCCCUGGAACUGUGGCGCUGCCUCUGGAUCCGACUUGGAAUUUAUCCCGACCUCACAGAUAUGGUCCGUCCAGAUAUCUGGGCUCGUGUCGUGGAAGCACAGAUGUCUGGUGGAGCAAGCUCCUCCGUUAGUCGCUUCAUGCUUCUUUACACCAUCGUCAGGACCCUGGAUGAGUACACAAACGCUCGUCGACAGCCGCCUGCCCGUGUCUCCGCUACGGCAGCCCUUGCCUUCUACAUUUCGCUACGCAAGGCCGCAAAUCCUCUGGCGACUCUUGUGGCACAACAGUUUAUGGAAUCGGCCCGCUAUACGGCCAAGAUCUCGGGUAUCAGUCAAGACCGAUGGCUGGAGAGCAUGUUGCAGGUUGAAGUUGGAAGUACUGCUUGGAGUAGGAGCAUUGUCGAGAUUGAAAGCGCAAUGUAUGGUCGCGCCGAGUACCCACAAACAGAGGCGGUCCUGUACCAGACCAUGACUCCUACUUUAGUUGUCGCUCAAACUCAAAGCGUUAGCGUGCUUCAGGAUGCGUUCGUCGACUGCAUGUCCCGAUUGAAUGCCGUCGCCCAUGAUCUGGAUUCUGUUCAAGCUUCAGAACGUGUCGCCAAGUUUGAUGAUGUGGUGCGUACAACAUUGCCCGGCACCCGGCACCACUGGUAUGCCUUGGUUGGCAAGAUUUCGGAGCUCUGGCUUGCUAAGGACGAGCAGUCGGCCCAGCUAGGCGAUCGAUUGAUGGGACAAAUCAUGGCAAUGCAUCCUCGUCACCAUUUGACCACGCGUCCGAACAACCGUGAUCCUCAUUCAGGCCCGCAUCAGCAUGGCGAGGAAACCGAGCUCGACUUCCAGUAUUAUGAUCAAGUGAUUGUGUAUUCUCUACUCGAGUACGCCUACCUGAGACGCGGUAUGGCUGGACCUAGUGUUCGCUGCGGUGAAAAGGCAUGGGCACUUUUGAGCGAGCGCCGUCGGGCUCUUGCCGCCAAGGUGCCAAUGGGACCUGUUCGUGCACCUGAAGCCGUUUCCGGGUUGGAGGAAGAAGACAAUGAUCAGGCAUUGUUGAGUGUGGCCUACUUCGCUAUGAACCUGACAGGCUUUGUUGAGAUCAAGGCGCGUAUUGGAUUGUGGCGCGGAGUCGAAGCCUUGAGCAGUUUGAUCAAGCAGAACCAAGGCGAAGGCCAAGGCGGGGACGAAAACAUGUCACAGUCGGAGAUCCUGGAUCAUAUUCGAACAACGCUGCUGCCCCUGACAGUGCAUCUGCGCCGUCAACUCGAUGAUGAAUUGACGACUAUGUUGGCAAUGAUGCAGAUGGUUUCGAAUUCUACGAGGAGUAAGAGACAGCGACGCGGAAAAGGGUUGGGAGCUAUGUCAGGGGCUGUAGUACGAGCUCUUUUUUUCGUAAUAUCUCAUUCAUCUCUACCCGGUUGGCCCAUUCGCAAAACCACCAUCUCCAAUGUUCCUUUUUUAUAUGAUAAUAGAUUUUUCAUAAAGGCAGCAAGUCUUAACAUUGAUUUAUUCAAUCUGGCCUGGGUCGCGAUCAUAUGGGGCGUCCAUGUUGGUUGCUCCUCCUCCCUCCUUCCCCUCCCCCCUUCCUUCCCCCGAGGUUUGCUUUCGACCUCUGCCAUUUGUUCUGGAUCUCCUGGAGCUCCACUGCUGCAAACCGACCGAAGCCUUCCCUUUGUGCUUAUGGGUAGUGGUAGUGGUGAUGGUAGUGGUAGUGAUACGAUUUCUAUGAGGCCUGGUGGUGCCACCGGCGCUUGCACCGGGGUCCGCAUGAACUUUGUCGGGCGUUUUUGUUAGUUCAGCUGUGACAUACAGACGCGGCUGAUGUUUCCCCGCCAACAGCGUCCCUAUCAAAGUGCAGUCGAUAUGAGGGGCAGUGUCCGAACCUGCCUUCUAUAUCCUUCAAACCCAUCACAGUCGAGCCGCGAGCACUCGAUAUUCAGUUCCU
This is a messenger RNA of Gamsiella multidivaricata, 4486 nucleotides long. RefSeq lists its product as uncharacterized. The transcript has 3 exons. NCBI's taxonomy places the organism in Eukaryota, Fungi, Mortierellomycota, Mortierellomycetes, Mortierellales, Mortierellaceae. Bases 238 to 4335 code for a protein of 1365 amino acids. Gene Ontology annotation, molecular function: protein dimerization activity. The record is from RefSeq and is a predicted model, not a curated record.